Molecule: messenger RNA, 2247 nt
Organism: Stylonychia lemnae
Lineage: Eukaryota; Ciliophora; Spirotrichea; Sporadotrichida; Oxytrichidae
Source: the annotation of a GenBank genome assembly
AUGGGAAAUUCACUGUGCUGCAGUAAUACUAACUUCAAUGUUUGUUCUCCUCAUGACACUAAUGACAAGACUUUUGUGUACCUAACCUCUCCUAUCCAAAGAGACCCUGCUGCUAUUCUUAAUCUUAAAAGAACUAGAGCUAAAGCUAACGGUAACCCACAUUCGCCUUAUAAAAAUUCUGAUCUUAAGAAUAUAAUGAAGAAUGAUAGGGCUAUAUUGGCACGAAGAGGAUCAUAAGCUAAAUAGUAAACUUGGAAAAUGUAAAUGGUUUUUAAUGUUAAAGCUCCUUUUGAUGUUAAAAACGUUAGCUACAGCCAAAGAAGGUACCUAGGUUUCAGAAAUAGAUUUGAAUUCGAUAAAAAGAGGUUGCUUUUAGCAUCUGAAAAACAAAUAGUAAUUGUUGGGUAUAACCAAAUAGAGUAACCCUAUGAACUUUUCAGAGGUCCAAUUUUAGAAUUCUAGUAAGAUAUACAGGAUGAAUCUUCACCUACAGAGCAAGUAGGAAAAUAUGAUGGGUUUGAGAUAAAGCUAGUGAAAUUUAUGGAGGAUCACAUUUCAAAUUUUAUCUUGGUUGUUGCUUAAGAUGCAUCAAACAAGAAGAUAGAGUUCAAAAUACUUAAAAUCUCUAAGAAUAAAGAAGGUCUUUCAAGUGCAAUUGAAGAAUAUUUGAAUUAAGAGAAGUCAAAUAAAGAUUUCAUUGCAGAUCAUGUCACUGAGCAAAUCAACAAGGGUAACUAUCGCAGAGAUCAACUCAGAAAAAAUGAUAAUAUCGAAGUAGUACCUGCCAAAAGUGCUGCAUCAAGGUCUAAGAACCCUAAGAAGAGAAAGGCGUCAUUGAUUAGUAACAAUUUCUAUCAAAUAGAUAAUCCAUUGACUUCUAACAAUGAAAAUUCACGCAAUAGAAUCCUCUUUAGUGGAACAGAAAACAAGCCAAAUAAGGUCAAUAAAAGUCAAACACAUAAAACAGCUAUUUAGUCAUUUUAAAACGAUGCAAGGAAAAUAGGAGUUGGUAUUCAGAAAUCAGAAUUUAUUAAGUCUCAAAUAAUUCAUUAGAGAGCUAAUACUACUAUGCCAGCUAGUGUAAAUAAAAUUGUUUUGUAAAAUCAGACAAUGAAAUCUCUAGACCUUAAUAAAUCAUUCAUGAUUGAGACUUUAAACAUAAAAGAUCAGCCAUUUUACCUAGAGUAGUUUGGUAAAUUAUCAAUGAAAGGUUAGGUUGAUAUGGCUCAGCUUCAUUAUGGACCCGAUGGAAACUUUUUGUUCACAUUAGACAGUUAAUAACUUAUCAUCAACAUUUUUCUUAUAAGGACUAGAUUAGAGGAUUAAAAGGAAAAUAUAGAAACAUUGAAUCCCAAAGUCGCAAACUUCACAAUGUCUAAAAAGAGUAUUAUUAGGUUAGACUUUGAGCCGAAUAACAUAGAUUUUUAUGCUGAUUAUCUACUAGUUACAUAUAACAGACCUAUGAAAAUAAUAGAUAUUUAUGAAAAGAAGGGAACUUUAUGUAAUAGAAUGGACAUUGAGGAAUCACUGCAUGUUUACAAUUUGGAAUUAGUAAACAUUUAAAGAGCAAUGUUUCCAAAAUUAAGAUGGUCUGACAGAAAAAUAGAAGAAUUUGAAAGAGCAAAUAAAUCACAACUCCUUAAAAAGAUGGUUAUAGUGGGAUAGUGUAGAUAGCAACAAAUUAACAAGGAAAUCACCUUAUUAAAGGAGCUAGAAGAUUAGAAUAAUAAGUUAAUUGAAUCUCAAAAUGUAACUAAUUAAGAUGAAAACAUUCAAACUUUCAUAGCAAUCUUUAACAUUCACACCUAACAGAUAGAAAAGAUCUAACUGUUAAAAACUAAGUACGGAGAGGUAUCAUGUGUCAAUUUCGGCCCUUUUGAUAAUGGAUAUUUAUUAGUUGGGUUGACGAAAGGGGUAUUAAUAGCUUUUGAUAUAAAUGAUCUUAGCAUUAUAAUGCAAGAAAAAAUUUUUGAAGAUGUUGAAAUAGCAGAUAUAAGUUUUGAGCCCACUAAUCUUGUAUUUGUGACAUCAAGUAAUGAUGACGUAGUCACUCUAAAUUUCAUUAAAAAGGAGGUGCAUUACAUGUAUGUGGAAUUGGGUAAGAAACAGUAUUGCACGGUUAAAGUACCUCACUCUCGCAUAAAUAUAUAUCAAAAGCAAACCUAGUAGAAGACUGAGUAAAAUAAUGACGACAAUGAGGAAGAAUAUGAGAAAAAUAACGAUAAUAUCCUAAGAAUAUGCUGUUGA